AUGGAAGGAUCUUCCUUGCGUGACCGUCGGUCCUGUGCUUUGGCAAGCAACGGCAAAGACAAGAAAGGCGGGGGGAAAAGACCGGCUGGGAAAGCUGCGAAGCUGUCAACUGACGCACAAAGCGUGGCUGCUCGGGAAAGGAGGCACAGAAUCAGUGAAAGGUUCAAGAUUUUGCAGAGCUUGGUCCCCGGUGGAAGUAAGAUGGAUACGGUUUCCAUGUUGGAGGAGGCCAUUCACUAUGUCAAGUUCCUCAAGACACAGAUAUGGCUUCACCAGACCAUGAUCAAUUUUGUGGAUACUGAUCCCUCCUUGCCCCUUCCUUCAGGAUAUCAUCUUCCUGCAAACCAAGCUGAUGAUCUAUGUUCACGGCUCAAUAUGCAGGGCGAUCAAACGAAUGCAUUGGCAGCAGUACCGCAGCUAGGAUUUGCAUAUUCUGGUCCCCUGUGCGGAGAAAGUAUAUCGCUUGACAAAACUUUCCUUUACUAG
Molecule: messenger RNA, 486 nt
Organism: Coffea eugenioides
Lineage: Eukaryota; Viridiplantae; Streptophyta; Magnoliopsida; Gentianales; Rubiaceae
Product: transcription factor bHLH87
Exons: 1
Coding region: 1-486 (161 amino acids)
Biological process (GO): regulation of DNA-templated transcription
Molecular function (GO): DNA-binding transcription factor activity; protein dimerization activity
Source: RefSeq, a predicted model, not a curated record